AUGCAACUUCUCUUUGGGUUGUUGGCGUUGAGCGGAGUAUCGUUGGCAUUCAAGGAUGACAUCAAGGAAAUCUACCAAAACCCACUGUCACACGGAUUCGGCGAGGACAUUGCUUGGGUGAAAUGGGAAGAUGCCAUUGAGAAGGCUCUCGACGAGAACAAGCCGAUCUUCUUGCUCAUUCACAAGGCUUGGUGUCACGCUUGCAAGGCUUUAAAGAAGACUUUUCAACAGUCGAAUGCGCGAAAAGCUUUCAAGAAACUCUCUGAGUUCUUUAUUAUGGUCAAUACUGAGGAUGAGGAGGAACCAUUCGAGGAGGAGUACCGUCCCGAUGGAAAGUACAUUCCACGACUCUUGUUCCUCGACAAGAACGGAGAUCUCCUCAGCGAGUUCAAGAACAAGAAAGCCGAGUACAAGAAAUACGCCUACUACUACUCAUCGCCGGCUGAUAUUCUCAACUCGAUGAAAGACGUUAUUCAGCAUUUUGGAUUCGAGGUUCCUGAGUUGAAACGAGGCGAGAAAUUGCAAGCACGAGGAGGAAAGAAGGAUUCCAAAGACACAAAGGAAAAAGAAGAGAAAAAGGAAAAGAAAGAUGAGAAGAAGAAAGACAAAAAGGAUAAAGGAGACAAAUCUGAGCUC
Messenger RNA from Mesorhabditis belari, 636 nucleotides. The record is from the annotation of a GenBank genome assembly. NCBI's taxonomy places the organism in Eukaryota, Metazoa, Nematoda, Chromadorea, Rhabditida, Rhabditidae.